GGCGGGGAGAAAAAAGACACACAGCAAAACGGGACCCCCGCGCGUGCAGAAAGGCACGGCGGACGUAGAUCGAUCCGUGAUCCAUCAAUCAAUCAACCGAUCUCAACAGCGGUUGCCUUCCUGCAGUAGUGUACAGUACGGGGUAGCAAGUUCGCUCUAGUACGCGCAGUAGCGGCUUUUUGACAUGCAUUCGUCCCCAUCGAGCAGGCACUGUUUUUGAAUGGCCAGUCCUGCCAGUGAACCACUAUCACAGUCCACUGGACGUGAUUCACGACGAGUCGACGACGCCAGGAAUGCCCGGUUCCCUCGUCUGAAAAUGGAAAGAAGAACGUGGAGGAGAACCCUACCACGCCUCACGCCUCACGCCUCUGAGGGAGUCUGGAGAGUCUGGACAACCGCCACAAAUCGAAUAAAGGGAGGGGAAAGACGUUUCUACGCAACACAUAUCACUUUUUCCCACUCACAAGCCACUGUCAUCUUCCCCUCAAAAGAACCCGUUGGCCGGUCUCAAUCGCUUUCCAUUUUCUCCCUGCCCGCCCAAGUGCCCUGCGUCUCGUCGGCUGAAUGGCUUCAGGGCCUCUGUGGCGUCAUGCACAGUUAUCCGUGCACUUUGCGAACAUCAAAGUGUGGUGGGCGCUUCGAGCUCAGAGUGGUCAGUGAAUUGCUGAAGCUAAUGCGAGUGUUUAGCGCCAGUGGUUGCAUGGCAUGGUACCUUAGCCCAGGGCACGCCAGGGCCCGUUCGGGUUCAGAGACUCGAUCUCGUCGACGACUUCAACCGAACCGAGGGAGGCGGCUUUUAGGGUUGUUCGACACGAGAAUAGUGGCGUGGAUGGCUCAGGAUUGAUCAGGACUGGAGUGAGGAGUCAGCGGCCUCGACAGGUCUCUUUUCACAUUCUCACAUUCCGCAAGGUUCCUGAUAUCGCAACAUUUUCUGAUAACGGAACAGUGUCUGAUGCAACACCAAACACACACACACAUCCCGCAUCAUAUCCGCCGCUGCCACACCUGAAAGACGAACGACAGAGGAGUGCCAGAGGGCCAUUCUUGUAUCCAUUUGCCCGCCACUCCCCCCGUUGUAGCUGAGGUGAUCAUUCGCCUGGCCCGAGACGUCGUCCGUUCCCAUUCAUAAUGGCAGAAAUGGCCAAAUGUGUGGCUCGGGAAUAGCAGUACAUAUGGUUCACUAUGUAAGAUGAGCAAACAGGACGAAGCUCAACGCGGAAAAUAGACCACACGAGACUUUUCCCA
This is a messenger RNA of Neurospora tetraspora, 1245 nucleotides long. RefSeq lists its product as uncharacterized. Lineage: Eukaryota; Fungi; Ascomycota; Sordariomycetes; Sordariales; Sordariaceae. The record is from RefSeq and is a predicted model, not a curated record. The coding region runs from base 221 to 844 and encodes 207 amino acids. The transcript has a single exon.